AAAAGCCCCUGAGGGUUGGCCUGGGGAUGUUCAGUAGGGACGAGGAGUACGUGCCCCUCGACGCAGACUGUGACUUGUCGGGCCAGGUCGAGGUGUGGCUGAACCGAGUGCUGGAGAGCAUGCGGUCCACCCUGCGGCACCUGAUCCCCGAGGCCAUGGUGACCUACGAGGAGAAGCCGCGGGAGCAAUGGGUGUUCGACUACCCGGCGCAGGUUGCUCUGACGUGCACCCAGAUCUGGUGGACGACAGAAGUCGGCAUUGCCUUUUCGAGGCUGGAGGAGGGCUACGAGAACGCAAUGAGGGAUUACAACAAAAAGCAGAUCUCUCAGCUAAAUGCACUGAUCUCACUGCUCAUUGGAAACCUAAGUGCCGGAGACAGAAUGAAGAUCAUGACAAUCUGUACCAUUGACGUCCACGCCAGGGAUGUUGUGGCUAAAAUGAUCCUUGCCAAGGUGGAGAGUGCCCAGGCGUUCUCCUGGCAGUCCCAGCUCCGGCACCGCUGGGACGAGGGCAGGAGGCACUGCUACGCCAACAUCUGCGACGCGCAGCUCCAGUACUCCUACGAGUACCUGGGGAACACCCCCCGGCUGGUGAUCACCCCUCUGACAGACCGGUGCUACAUCACCCUGACACAGUCCCUCCACCUCUUCAUGGGGGGGGCCCCCGCCGGCCCCGCGGGCACCGGGAAGACGGAGACCACCAAGGACCUGGGCCGGGCAGUGGGCAUGAUGGUCUACGUCUUCAACUGCUCCGAGCAGAUGGACUACAAGUCCUGCGGCAGUAUCUACAAGGGGCUGGCUCAGACUGGCGCCUGGGGCUGUUUCGAUGAAUUCAAUCGCAUUGCAGUGGAGGUUUUGUCUGUGAUUGCUGUGCAGGUGAAAUGUGUUCAAGACGCAAUUCGUGCCAAGAAGAAAAGAUUCAAUUUCCUUGGAGAAAUGAUCACUCUGAUCCCGUCAGUUGGGCUGUUCAUCACCAUGAACCCCAGCUACGCAGGACGGACAGAACUACCUGAAAAUCUAAAAGCUCUGUUCAGACCCUGUGCCAUGGUCAUCCCGGAUUUUGAGCUGAUCUGUGAAAUCAUGCUUGUUGCAGAAGGUUUUCUUGAUGCUAAGCUUCUUGCAAGAAAGUUCAUCACGCUGUAUACACUCUGCAAAGAGCUACUGUCUAAACAGGACCACUAUGACUGGGGGCUGCGGGCUAUCAAGUCCGUGCUGGUGGUAGCGGGCUCCUUGAAGAGAGGGGACCCCGGGCGCGCCGAGGACCAAGUUCUGAUGAGAGCUUUACGAGACUUCAACAUCCCCAAGAUUGUGACAGACGACUUGCCCGUCUUCAUGGGGCUGAUUGGAGACCUGUUCCCAGCCCUGGACGUCCCCAGGAAGAGGGACCUCAACUUUGAGAAGCUCAUCAAGCAGUCCGUGCUGGAGCUGAAGCUGCAGGCGGAGGAGAGCUUUGUGCUGAAGGUGGUGCAGCUGGAGGAGCUGCUGCAAGUGAGACACUCCGUCUUCAUCAUCGGCAACGCCGGCUGUGGCAAGUCCCAGGUGCUGAGGUCGCUCAACAAGACGUACAAGACCAUGAAGCGGAAGCCGGUCACCGUGGACCUUGACCCCAAGGCUGUGACCUGCGAUGAGCUGUUUGGGGUUAUUCAUCCAUCCACGCGAGAGUGGAAGGAUGGUCUGUUUUCUUCAACGAUGCGUGACCUGGCCAACAUCACACAUAAAGGGCCCAAGUGGAUCAUCCUCGAUGGCGACAUUGACCCCAUGUGGAUCGAGUCCCUGAACACGGUUAUGGAUGACAAUAAGGUUCUCACCUUGGCCAGCAAUGAGCGCAUCCCCCUCAACCCCACCAUGCGGCUCCUCUUCGAGGUCAGCCACCUGCGGACGGCCACGCCAGCAACCGUGUCCCGUGCGGGAAUCCUCUACAUCAACCCCACGGACCUGGGCUGGAACCCCAUUGUGACCAGCUGGAUCGAGAAGAGGACAGUGCAGUCUGAGAAGGCCAAUUUGAUGAUCCUCUUUGACAAGUACCUGCCAGUGUGCCUAGAGAAGCUCAGGUCUGGAUUCAAGAAGAUCACCCCUGUCCCUGAGGUCACGAUGACACAGACGGUGCUGUACCUGCUGGAGUGCCUCCUGAUGCCGCAGACCACCCCGCCGGACUCACCUCGGGAGCUCUACGAGCUCUACUUCGUCUUCGCUUGCACUUGGGCCUUCGGAGGGGCCAUGUUCCAGGACCAGCUCGUGGAUUACCGCCUGGAGUUCAGCAAGUGGUGGGUGAAUGAGUUUAAAACCAUCAAGUUUCCUUCUCAGGGGACAAUUUUCGACUAUUACAUUGAUCCGGAAACAAAGAAAUUCAUGCUCUGGACAGAAAAAGUGCCAAAAUUUGAACUCAAUCCUGAUGUCCCUUUACAGGCCUCCCUGGUGCACACGACGGAGACCGUUCGCAUUCGCUACCUCAUGGACCUGCUGAUGGAGAAGCAGAGGCCGGUGAUGCUGGUGGGGAACGCGGGGACGGGAAAAUCGGUCCUGAUGCGGGACAAGCUCGGAGCGCUCAGCGCAGAUGAAUACCUCGUGCAGUCUGUGCCCUUUAACUUCUACACCACCUCGGCCAUGCUGCAGGCCGUCCUCGAGAAACCCCUGGAGAAGAAAUCCGGGAGGAACUACGGCCCACCCGGGACCAGGAGGCUUGUCUACUUCAUCGACGACAUGAACAUGCCAGAGGUGGACAAGUACGGCACCGUGGCACCGCACACGCUCAUCCGGCAGCACAUGGACCACGGGCACUGGUACGACAGGAACAAACUGACCCUGAAGGACAUUCACAACUGCCAGUACGUGGCCUGCAUGAACCCGACCGCAGGGUCCUUCACCAUCGACUCCAGGUUGCAGCGUCACUUCUGCGUCUUCGCCAUGAGCUUCCCCGGGCAGGAGGCUCUGCUGGCCGUGUACAGCACCAUCCUCGCGCAGCACCUGGCCCGGCAGAAGAUGCCGCCGCCUGUCCAGAAGCUGCAGCCCCAGCUGGUAGCGGCAGCGCUGGCCCUCCACCAGAAGGUCGCCUCCACCUUCUUGCCAACAGCCAUCAAGUUCCACUACCUCUUCAACCUCCGGGACCUCUCCAAUAUAUUCCAGGGUCUCUUGUUCUCCACUCCCGAAUGCCUGAAAAGUCCCCUGGACCUGGUGCGUCUCUGGCUCCACGAAGCUGAGCGGGUGUACGGGGACAAGCUCGUCGAUGAAAAGGACCAAACGGCCUUUGGGAAGAUGCUGGUGGACAUCUGCAAGAAGUUCUUUGAUGAACUCGGCGAAGACCUGGUGUUCACCAAGCCCAACAUCUACUGCCACUUUGCCCAGGGCAUAGGGGAUCCCAGGUACAUGCCGGUGCCGAGCUGGCCGGCUCUGAACAAGCUGCUGGCGGAAGCCCUGGACAGCUACAACGAGAUGAACGCGGCGAUGAACCUGGUGCUCUUUGAAGAUGCGGUGUCUCAUAUUUGCAGAAUUAGUCGGAUUUUAGAGUCUCCCCGGGGCAACGCGCUGCUGGUGGGGGUAGGAGGCAGCGGGAAGCAGAGUCUAGCGCGGCUGGCAGCUUUUAUCAGCAAUCUGAACGUGUUUCAGAUUACGCUGAAGAAAGGCUACGGCAUCCCAGACCUGAAGCUGGACCUCGCCUCCCAGUGCAUCAAGGCAGCCGUGAAGAACGUCCCCACCGUAUUCCUGAUGACAGACUCCCAGGUUGCUGAUGAAUCGUUCCUGGUCCUAAUCAAUGAUUACUUGGCGUCCGGGGAGGUGCCGGGGCUCUUUCAGGAUGAUGACCUGGAAAACAUUAUGAGUGCCAUGAAGCCCCAAGUGAAGUUCCUUGGAUUGCAAGAUACAAGGGAAAACUGCUGGAAAUUAUUUAUAGAAAAAGUCAGGCGUCAGUUAAAGGUCAUCCUCUGCUUCUCCCCCGUGGGCUCGACCCUGAGGGAGCGGGCGAGGCGGUUCCCCGCCGUGGUCAACUGCACGGCCAUCGACUGGUUCCACGAGUGGCCGGAGGAUGCGCUCGUGUCCGUCAGCAGCAGGUUCCUGGAGGAAACGGGGGACAUUGAGCCCGAGGUCAAGGUUUCCAUCAGCCGGUUCAUGUCCCACGUCCACCUGAGCGUUAAGGAGAUGUCCAAGACCUACCUGGCUGUGGAGAGACGCUAUAAUUACACCACGCCAAAGACCUUCCUGGAGCAGAUAAGUCUCUACCAAAACCUGCUGUCGAAAAAACGGAGCGAGCUCACCGCCAAGAUCGAGAGGCUGGAGAAGGGGCUGACAAAGCUGCAGAGCACGGCGUCACAGGUGGAUGACCUGAAAGCCAAGCUGGCGGUCCAGGAGACAGAGCUGAAGCAGAAAAACGAGGAUGCGGAUAAACUGAUCCACGUGGUGGGCGUCGAGACAGAGAAGGUCAGCAAGGAGAAAGCCAUCGCUGCCGAGGAGGAGCUGAAGGUCCAGGCCAUCAACACGAACGUGGCUGAGAAGCAGCGAGCCUGCGAGACCGACCUGGCGAAAGCGGAGCCGGCGCUCGUGGCUGCCCAGGAAGCCCUCAACACGCUCAACAAGGUGGGGGUCCCCUCGGUGGGAAGCGGGUUCCCAGCUGGUGCCGGCGCCCCUGUGCCGGGGCGAUGCUCAGCAGCCCCCCCGGUCCCUUCCCAGAACAACCUGACGGAGCUGAAGUCCUUCGGGUCCCCGCCCCAAGCCGUGGUGAACGUGACGGCGGCCGUGAUGGUCCUGACGGCCCCCAGGGGCAAGAUACCGAAGGAUAAGAGCUGGAAGGCAGCAAAAGUCAUGAUGGGAAAAGUUGACACUUUCCUUGACGCCUUAAAGAAUUUUGACAAGGAGCACAUCCCUGAGGCCUGUCUCAAGGCGUUUCAGCCCUACCAGUCAGACCCCAGUUUUGAUCCAGAGUUCAUAAUGUCGAAGUCGACAGCCGCCGCAGGUCUGUGCUCCUGGUGCCUAAACAUCGUCCGCUUCUACGAGGUGUUCUGCGAGGUGGAGCCCAAGAGGCUGGCGCUGGAGGAGGCCAACGCCGAGCUGGCAGAGGCACAAGAAAAACUCAGUCGCAUUAAGAACAAAAUUGCCGACCUGAAUGCCAAUUUGGCAGCUCUCACUGCAGCAUUUGAGAAAGCUACAGCUGAAAAAAUCAAAUGUCAGCAGGAGGCUGACGCAACCAACAGAGUCAUCGUGUUGGCAAACAGGCUCAUCGGGGGCCUGGCAUCCGAAAACGUCCGCUGGGCUGAGUCAGUAGAGAUGCUCAGGGAGCAGGAGAAGACGCUGUGCGGGGACGUGCUGCUGGUCUCUGCCUUCGUGUCCUACGUCGGCUACUUCACCAAGAAGUACAGGGCCGAGCUGCUGGAGAGGCACUGGAUCCCCUUCCUCAGCAGCCUGGCAGCGCCCAUCCCCGUCACGCCAGGGCUGGACCCCCUCAGCCUCCUCACCGACACUGCGGACGUGGCUGCCUGGAGCAACCAGGGGCUGCCCAGCGACCGCACGUCCACCGAGAACGCCACCAUCCUCUGCAACACCCAGCGCUGGCCCCUGGUCGUGGACGCCCAGCUCCAGGGCAUCAAGUGGAUCAAGAACAAAUACGGGGAGGAGCUGCAGGCCAUCCGCCUGGGCCAGCGGAGCUACCUGGACACCAUCGAGCGGGCGGUUUCCGAAGGACAGACGCUGCUGAUCGAGGACGUCGGCGAGACGGUGGAGCCGGUGCUGGACCAUCUCCUGGGCAGGAACACCACCAAGAAGGGCAGAUACAUUAGGAUAGGAGAUAAAGAAGUGGAGUAUCACCCACGCUUCCGCCUGAUUCUGCACACCAAAUAUUUCAACCCUCACUUCAAGCCGGAGGUGCAGGCUCAGUGCACCCUGAUCAACUUCUUGGUGACCCGGGAGGGACUGGAGGACCAGCUCCUGGCUGCGGUGGUGGCCAAAGAGCGGCCAGACCUGGAGACCCUGAAGGCAAACCUCACGAAGAGCCAGAACGAGUUCAAGAUCAAGCUGAAGGAGCUGGAGGACUCCCUGCUCGCCCGGCUGUCUGCUGCCGGGGGGGAAUUCCUGGGGGACACGGUGCUGGUGGAGAACCUGGAAACAACGAAGCGCACAGCCAUGGAAAUUGAGGAAAAAGUGAAAGAAGCUAAAGUCACCGAAGUCCAAAUAAAUGUCGCUAGAGAAAACUACAGGCCAGCGGCGGAGCGAGCGUCCCUGCUGUACUUCAUCCUGAGUGACCUCAACAAGAUCAACCCCAUCUACCAGUUCUCUCUCAAGGCAUUCAACGGGGUCUUCGAGAAAGCCAUCCAGCGCACGGCCCCCAGCGACGACAUCGAGCAGAGGGUGAUCAACCUGACGGACGAGAUCACCUACUCGGUCUAUGCGUACACCGCCCGGGGGCUCUUUGAGAGAGACAAACUCAUUUUCCUGGCCCAGGUUACCUUCCAGGUCCUGGUAAUCAAGGGAGAAGCGAACCCGGCAGAGCUGGACUUUCUUCUGCGCUUCCCCUCCAAGGCCGGCGUCACGUCCCCCGUGGACUUCCUGCAGCCCCAGGGCUGGGGCGGCAUCAAGGUGCUCUCGGAAAUGGACGAGUUCAGGAACUUGGACAGCGAUAUCGAGGGCUCGGCAAAGCGAUGGAAAAAGUUUGUGGAGUCGGAGGUGCCGGAGAAGGAGGCGUUCCCCAAGGAGUGGAAGAACAAGUCGGCGCUGCAGAAGCUGUGCAUGCUGCGGUGCCUGCGGCCGGACAGGAUGUCCUACGCCGUCCGGAACUUUGUGGAAGAGAAGAUGGGGAGCAAGUUUGUGGAAGGGAGGAGCGUUGAACUCUUCAAGGCGUACAAGGAGAGCAGCCCCUCCAGCCCUCUGUUCUUCAUCCUCUCUCCUGGCGUCGACCCACUGAAGGAUGUGGAGGCCCUGGGCAGAAAGCUGAACUUCACCAUCGACAACGGGAAGAUCCACAACGUGUCGCUGGGGCAGGGCCAGGAGGUCGUGGCAGAACGGGCCCUGGAGCUGGCGGCCGCGCAGGGACACUGGGUCAUCCUGCAGAACAUCCACCUGGUGGCCCGGUGGCUGGGCACGCUGGAGAAGGCGGUGGAGCAGUACAGCCUGGGCAGCCACGCUGACUACCGCGUGUUCAUGAGCGCCGAGCCAGCCCCCAGCCCCGAGGCACACAUCAUCCCGCAGGGACUGCUGGAAAACGCCAUCAAAAUCACCAACGAGCCGCCGACGGGCAUGUGUGCCAACCUGCACAAAGCCCUCGACCUCUUCACCCAGGACACGUUAGAGAUGUGCAGCAAAGAAAUCGAGUUCAAAUGCGUCUUGUUUGCGCUCUGUUACUUCCACGCGGUGGUGGCCGAGCGGCGCAAGUUUGGCGCUCAGGGCUGGAACAGAUCCUACCCCUUCAACAACGGCGACCUGACCAUAUCCAUUAACGUCCUCUACAACUACCUGGAGGCAAACCCCAAGGUCCCAUGGGAUGAUCUCCGGUACCUCUUUGGUGAAAUCAUGUACGGGGGACAUAUCACAGACGACUGGGACCGCCGGCUGUGCCGCACUUACCUGAGCGAAUACAUCCACGCCGAGAUGCUGGAAGGGGAAGUGUCCUUGGCUCCAGGGUUUUUGGUCCCUCCCAGCUUGGAUUACGAGGGUUACCACAAGUACAUCGAGGACAACCUGCCCCCGGAGAGCCCCUACCUGUACGGCCUCCACCCCAACGCCGAAAUCGGCUUCCUGACUGUCACUUCGGACAGGCUUUUUCGGACAGUUUUGGAAAUGCAGCCCAAAGAAUCAGACGCUGGAGGAGGCUCGGGUGUCUCCCGAGAGGAAAAGGUGAAGUCAGUCCUAGACGAGAUUAUCGAGAGGCUGCCGGAGCCGUUCAGCAUGGCAGAGCUCACGGCGACAGCAGUGGACAAGACCCCGUAUGUCGUAGUCGCCUUCCAGGAAUGUGAAAGAAUGAACACGCUGACCCAGGAAAUCAGGCGCUCUUUGAAGGAGUUAGACCUGGGACUGAAGGGAGAGCUAACGAUUACGUCCGAUAUGGAAGAGCUGGCAAACGCUCUCUUCUACGACAAGGUCCCCGAGUGCUGGACACGUUACGCCUACCCCUCUCUUCUCAGCCUGGGCGCCUGGUACGCAGACCUGCUCCUUCGGAUCAGGGAGCUGGACGUCUGGACAACAGACUUUGUGCUGCCUGCAACAGUGUGGCUGGCAGGAUUCUUCAAUCCCCAGUCCUUCCUCACUGCGAUCAUGCAGUCCAUGGCCAGAAAAAACGAAUGGCCACUGGACAAGAUGUGUCUUUCAGUGGAAGUGACCAAGAAAAACCGUGAGGAUAUAACAGCUCCACCUAGAGAAGGCUCCUAUGUGCAUGGAUUAUUCAUGGAAGGCGCUCGGUGGGACAUCCCUUCGGGUGCGAUCGCAGACGCUCGACUGAAGGAGCUGAGGCCCGUAAUGCCAGUCAUCUUCAUCAGAGCCAUCCCUGUGGACCGCAGGGACACCGAGAACGUCUAUGAAUGUCCUGUCUAUAAGACUCGGAUGCGAGGUCCCACCUACGUCUGGACCUUCAACCUAAAGACAAAAGAAAGAGCUGCUAAGUGGAUACUGGCUGCUGUUGCUCUGCUCUUACAGACCUAAACCUUAGUGACUAUGGAAAACAGCGAAUGCUUUUACUUGCAAAAAACCUCAAGGUUGUGUAACUUAGACUAAGUUUGAUUGUACCAGAACUGUUUUAGCAAAGUAUCAAUAAAAACAGUGCUGGAACUGC
This is a messenger RNA of Tyto alba (common barn owl), 8742 nucleotides long. It is a transcript of the gene DNAH17, whose product is annotated as dynein axonemal heavy chain 17. Gene Ontology annotation, molecular function: dynein intermediate chain binding; ATP hydrolysis activity; dynein light intermediate chain binding. The record is from RefSeq and is a predicted model, not a curated record. Gene Ontology annotation, biological process: microtubule-based movement. Lineage: Eukaryota; Metazoa; Chordata; Aves; Strigiformes; Tytonidae. Gene Ontology annotation, cellular component: dynein complex.